Vanessa atalanta (red admiral) is the source of this 1767-nucleotide messenger RNA. RefSeq names its product sodium channel protein Nach-like (gene ppk23). Gene Ontology annotation, cellular component: membrane. The transcript has 11 exons. The record is from RefSeq and is a predicted model, not a curated record. Bases 1 to 1665 code for a protein of 554 amino acids. NCBI's taxonomy places the organism in Eukaryota, Metazoa, Arthropoda, Insecta, Lepidoptera, Nymphalidae. Gene Ontology annotation, molecular function: ligand-gated sodium channel activity. Gene Ontology annotation, biological process: sodium ion transmembrane transport.
AUGAAGAUUUAUCCUCAAAAUAUAGCUAAAAACGACCCGACGGACCUGAGAAAUCGCAACAAUUGGUUUUCAAAACCAAUUCCUAAGACUAAAUCAUCAGACGAUGGACCGUUGGCUUUACUGGCAGACAGUUUGCGUCAUCAAACUACUGAAUUCUUUAACAAUUCAACUUUACAUGGUGUAAGAUAUAUCGCGGAAAAAGAACGUCCAUUUUGUGAAAAGUUCAUGUGGUUUAGCUUUACUUCUAUAGGAGCAGUCGCUACUUGUAUCAUUAUCGUAAGUUUGUGGGAGAAGUUCCAAACCAAUCCAACAAUUACAGGAUUAGAUACAGAUUUUCACAACUGGGAUGUACCUUUCCCAGCUGUCACCAUUUGCGAUCUAAAUCCAGUGGAUGAACAAUUAAUGCAAGAUUAUAUAGAGAGCAUUUGGGGUUCUGAUCCUCCGGCUGGUGCUGAAAAUAUGUUGCGAUGGUUGGCGACUUUAAAUUAUCGAUCCAUAGCUGAAAGAACCUCUGAAUUUGUGACUUAUCCAGAACUCGUUGGAAGGGGACCGAACGAUGGUCCCGAGCCAGCUUUAAAACCCAAAGAUGCGGUUUUCAAUAUUGUCAGACGCUGUGAAACUUUAUUUUAUGAUUGCGAAUGGAAAGGAGAUUCUGAGGAAUGUUGUGACUUGCUAGUGCCCGUGUUUACAGAGAUGGGCUUUUGUUAUGCGUAUAAUUCAAAACAUGCAGAGAAGUCGUGGCCCUGGCAAAGUCAAACGGAGCAAUUUGCAGAGGCUUUCAUUCACGAAACCGACGCAAAAUGGUCAUUUAUGUUCAAUUCAUUUCGUAACGACACGACAAUCGAUAUUUACAUACACUCAACUGAAGAAAUGGCUGGUUUGGAACAAAUUGCUCAACAUUCUUGGGAUCGCCGUGUUGAGAAAGUCUCUUUUUCUGUUAAACAUACAUACACUACAGAGGACGCGAGGCAACUAUCGAUCCGCCAAAGACGCUGUAUAUUCGUUGAUGAACAAAUUUUAGAAACAUCUAAUAUAUAUACAUACUCGGCAUGCAUGCGACAAUGCCGUAUGCAGCAAUGUCGGUCCUUAUGCAAAUGCGUCCCACAUUUUUAUCCUCGCAUUAAGGGCUACAGACAUUGCACAGUUAAGGAACUGGAAUGUAUUGCCAAAUAUGUUGCUCUUAUCACUGACCUGACUCGUUGCUCUUGUGAACUAGGAUGUUCUCAUACAGUCUACGAAGUUGAAAAACUUACAGAAAUUGAUACGAGCAAAGGUCCAGUUGCUACUAAUUCUUUAGAAACUGAAUUCGUGUCUUGGCCAAUGGUGAGGUACAAGCGUGAAGUACUUUUUGGAUGGGUGGAUCUUUUAGUGUCUUUCGGCGGUAUAGCUGGCUUGUUCCUUGGCUUUUCUCUCCUGUCAGGGGUAGAGCUAAUCUAUUACUUCACAUUGCGCGCAUGUUGCGCUCUCGUUAGGGACAAGGACAUGUUGAGACGCGAACGCGCCGAACGUCUCGCUAGACCCAAACCACCACAUGAUUUGAGUUUGGUGCCGUGGUGGAAACAAGCGCCAAUCCCUGCCGGGAAGAAACCUAUCAAACUGCGGGUUAAAGAAAUCCAGCCACCGCAAUAUUCCCCACCGCCCAUCUAUACUGAAUAUUUACCGUAAUUUAAUAACUUUGGUAAAUUACAUAUAAUAGAAAUGAUUAUUGCUAACGACAUUUUCUUUUUCCAUCGUAAAUAUUAAAUAAAGUAUACUUACGCUAUAAAU